CUUACCGGCGUACUGCCAGCGCUAGAAAGUGCCACGACUCCACACAGAUAUCGACUGACUCCUCAAGCUGGGGAUAAGAUUUUUUUUUAGUUUGUUUUUUUUGCUGGCGUGGCGAAGGCAGUUUGGUUAGAGAUAAUCACUUCUGUUUAAACUCUUCCUGAAGUGAUUCAUCCAACGGAAAUCUGCCGCGAGAAAAGAAAGGAAGCUACAAAUCAUGGACAUCUAUGAUCCUCAGACCCUUGGAUUUGUGGUGUUUGGUGGCUUCAUGGUGUUCUCAGCCAUUGGGAUUGCGCUGGUCUCAACAUUUUCCAUGAAGGAGACCUCGUAUGAAGAAGCUAUAGCCAAGCAGAAGAAGGAGCAGGGGAAGACCCUAUCCAGCCAACGAUCAGAUAAGAAGAAAAAGGACAAGGCAGCUGAGAAGAAAAACCGUGCUAAGAAAAAGGAAGAUAAGCCCAAUGGGAAGCUCCUGGACUCAGAGGCCACUCCUGAGGUUUCAGAAGAGCCCAGUCCUUCAACUCCUACAGGCCCAGAACAAGUUGCUUCACCGGCACCUAAAUUAGAAGUCCAAACUCAGAAGUCUCACCAACCCAGCCUUUCUCAGAAGCCCGCUUCACCUGACCUGGCUCAGAAAUCAGCUACACCUGCUCCAGCCCUGAAAUCUGUUUCACCUACCCAAAAGUCUACUACAGCUCCUCCUGCCCAGAAAUCCUCUCCGACUCACUCUGCCCAGAAAUCUGCUUCACCUCCUCCUACCCAGAAAUCUUCACCUGCCCCAGCCCAAAAGUCUGCUCCAGCUGCCCCUGCACAGAAAUCCACUUUACCUGCCCCUUCUCAGAAGCCUGCUUCAAUUGCCCAGAAUGCCCAGAAAGCCACUCCAACUGCCCCUGCUCAGAAAGCAGGUCCACCUGCCCCAGACCAGAAAGCCACUCCAACUGCCCCCGCACAAAAAUCCUCUCAACCUGCUCCAUCCCAGAAAGCUACUCCAACUGUCCCUGGCCAAAAAGCUGUUCCUCCUUCCUCUGCCCAGAAAUCUGCUCCACCAGCCCCCGCACAAAAAUCUAACUCCUCUCAACCUACCCCAUCCCAGAAGGCUGCUCCAACUGCCCCAACACAGAAAUCCUCUCAACCUGCCCCAACACCAAAAUCCUCUCAACCUGCCCCAUCCCAGAAGGCUGCUCCACCUUCCUCUGCACAGAAAUUUUCUCCACCGGCCCCUGCACAAAAAUCUGCCCAAACUCAAAAAGCUGCUCCAUCUGCCCCUACACAGAAAUCCUCUCAACCUGCCCCAUCCCAGAAGGCUGCUUCAAAUGACCUGACCCAGAAAGCUGCUUUACCAUCCCCAGCUCAGAAGUCCUCACCACCUGACCGAAAACCUUGUCCACCUGCCCCGGCCCCUUCACAAAAGGCUGCUACAGGUACUACCCCUCCUGCAUCCCAUCCUGCUCUUGAAGAUGCUCCUGAGGAUAAAGCCCCAUCUCCUAAGGAUAAGAGGAAGAAGAAAUCCAAAGCAAAGUCUGCUUCAGCUGAGGUUCAGCCCAAAUCUGUGGCUCCAUUGGAGAUGGUGACCAAAAAGGUUCCCGUCAUGGCUGUGCCUCCAGUGGGUACUUCAAAAGCUGCUUCAGCAACUGCUGUGCCAACCGAAACAAAAGAGCCCAAACAAGAAGCUCCAGCCAAGAAGAAAGGAGGCUCUAAGAAGAAGUCAGAGCCAGCGGUAGCUGCAGACCCCGCAGACAGUCCACUGUACCUGCCCUACCAGGCCUUGCUUUCCACGGUGAAGAGUAUGGUGUUCACUGAAGGAGAGGCCCAGCAGCUCAUUGAGAUUCUAGAUAAAGCUGGCGUUAUUCAAGACACAUGGCACAAGGCCACACAGAAGGGUGAUCCGGUAGUUGUGCUGAAGAAACAGCUGGAAGAACGAGACAAGCAGCUGGCAGCCGAGCAGGAGGACUCAGCGGCUGUUAAAAGCAGACUGAGGGAUUUGACUAAAGAGCUCUCUGGGGAGAAGUCAAAGGUGGCGUCUGUAGAGACCAGACUGAGCUCUCAGCUGAGUAAGCGUGAGCAGGACAUUAUUGCCCUACAAGCACGCAUGCAGGCCAGUUAUCAAGACCACCUUGCAGAGACUCAGCAGCUUAAUGCCAAGAUCUUGGCUCUCCAGGACCAGCUGGAGAAAGGCCCUAAUGCUCAGCUGGCCCGUCUACAGCAGGAGAACUCUAUCCUCAGAGACGCACUUAACCAAGCCACAAGUCAGACGGAAAGCAAACAAAAUGCUGAAUUGGCCAAACUGCGUCAGGACUGCAUUCGGCUGAAUAAGGAACUGGUGGAGAAGAACGAGGCCUUGCAGGCUGACGAACAGCUCAGGAAAAAUCUGGAAUCUAAAGCUACCAUGGCUGAGAAACAACUCGCCCAGCUGCAGGGGAACUGGGUGAGCAGUGAAAAGGCUCUGCAGAAGCGUCUGGAAGAUGUGAGUGAGGAGCUCAGACAGACCCAGAGCAGCAGAAACAGCCUUCAGACACAGCUUGAACAUGCUCAGAAAGAUGCCACUGCUCUAGCAGAGGCUCAAGCUCGUGUGGCCAGUAUGGAGACGGAAAUGAUAGAGCAGACCAGACAGUUAGACAGGCUGCAGAGCCAGCUGAAACUGCUGGAGGCCAGCCAGAACAAAGAACAAAACCACAAUUCAGAGGCUUUGAUGGCUGAACUGGAGCAAGCAAAGAGCAGCCUGAAGGAUAAAGAAGAGGAGCUGAUCCAACUAAAAAACAUCAUUGCAAAUCAGGAUGAUAACACAAAAGAGAUGCAGCAUUUGCAGCACAGCGUAAAAGAAAAGGAUGACCAAAUAGCAACUCUUCAGGGAGAGCUCCAACAGUUUAAUGAAAAGAGUUCAGACCCUACCAGACUUGAAAACACAGAAAUGCUGGAACAGCUACAAAACAGUCUGAAAGAAAAGGAGUCUCGGGUGGCUUUAUUUGAAGAAGAGAUGAAGCACUGUAAAGAACAGUAUGACACUAAACUGGCAGAUAGCACAGCCAAACUGGAGUCACUACAUAAAAGUGUAACUGAAAAAGAGAGCCUAGUGACAUCACUACAACAGGAAGUGCAGCAGCUCAAGGAUCUAAAUCAGUCACAUGGCAAGAAUUACGAAAGUUUGGAGGAUAUGCUGAAAUCUGUCCAGGCUGAGACCAAAGAAGUUCUUCACUCACUUUUCCCACACAUCAACAUAGAGACAGCACAGACCAAUUGGCUUCAGGACUUUGCUGUGAAAGCACAAGAGGUGCUAGAUCAAAAGCAACAGAGCCAAGAAUCCCAGCAGAACACAGAAAUGGUGGAGAUAAUGGGGAAACUACAGGCAGCCCAGGAGAGUCAGAGCACAUUACAGUCUGAGUGUGAGCAGUACAGGAGUGUACUGGCUGAGACGGAGGGGAUGCUGAAAACACUUCAGAAGAGUGUAGAGGAGGAGGAGAGGGUGUGGAGGACCCAGAUAAUUGAGUCAGAGGAGAAACUAAGGAUGGCACUCAAAAAGGUGCAGGAAUUAGAAGAGACAACAGAGAGCUUGAGAGCGGACAACCCGAGGACCCAACAGCUGGAGGAGAACGUGAAGUUGCUUGAAGCCCAGUUGGAGAAACAGCUCCAGUCAGCGUCCACUGACAGCCAGAGUCAAUCUGAAGAGAUAGCACACUUGAAGCAUGUUUUGGCAGAAUCAGAAAGACAGUUGAGUGUGGCCCAGCAGGAGAUGCAGACGCAGAGGGAGGAGCUUUCACAGGUCAGACAGCAACUGAGUGACGUGACAAAGCGAGCUAAGGGAGUGGGAGAGAACGGGCAGACUGAGGCAGAAGAGUGUCAGGUCCAGGCUCAGCUGGAACAGACACUGGAAAAUCUACAGGAUGAACAGGCUCUAAACCUGCAGCUUUCUGCAGAAGUGGAGCAGACUCAGGAGUCCCUCAGAAAACAGCUUCAGAGCCAUCUAGAGCAGAUGAAGUCAGCUGAAGACACUGCAGUCAUGGAGGAUGUUGCUCAGCUGAAGGAGUGUCUAGAGAAGGAGCGAAAGAUGACCAAAGAUUUGGGCCAGGCAGCCACCAAACUCCAACAGCUGCUGAGAAACAGUCAGGACCAACUGGCCAGAGAGAAAGAGAAAGCCAGGACCUUGCAGGAUCAAUUGCCAGACAAGGAGGGGGAUGGAGAGCUGAAGCAAGGCACUUCUGUUUGAGGUGCAAAACAAAAAACUUGCCAAAAAUUGCCUUAAGAUGACCAAAAUGAAGCAUUCCAAAAUUAGUUUUCUUCCUUUUUUAUUUUUUUUUGGGCAAACUAGUCUUGGGAGAAAUAUUUUGAAGACUUUUGGGGAAAUCUAACUCCUGAAAACAUUUUAUUUUGGAGAUGUGCUGGAACUAUUUUCACUUUACAUUCCAUCUGAAACCUUCUGGCUAUGUCAGAAAAUAUUCCUCAACUGCCUUAUAUAUAUUCUCAGUGUUCCCGCAUCUGUCCUCCUUAUGUCAGUGUUAAAAGGGAAACCGCAUGUACAUUAUGUGUACAUCAACUAGUGCAAUUAAUUUCUUGUAAGUGAAUGAGUAUGCAUAAUUGUAAGGUACAUGGGUACAGCAUUUGGAAUGGCCUCUCUGUAGCUGGCUUCAACACCACUGUAAUAAGUUUGAUAAUAAAUAAUGGCAUCCUUGCUUUAAUUUA
This is a messenger RNA of Carassius carassius (crucian carp), 4668 nucleotides long. Its product is annotated as ribosome-binding protein 1-like. Bases 215 to 4195 code for a protein of 1326 amino acids. Lineage: Eukaryota; Metazoa; Chordata; Actinopteri; Cypriniformes; Cyprinidae. The transcript is spliced from 30 exons. The record is from RefSeq and is a predicted model, not a curated record. Gene Ontology annotation, biological process: protein transport. Gene Ontology annotation, cellular component: endoplasmic reticulum membrane.